AUGUCAUUGCUAUCUCCUGACAUCAAAUUUGAGAUUCCUGACAUCACCAGAAAUGCAUUUGAGAAUUGUUUUUUUUUAGAGAGUAGUUGGAGGAAAGCAGUUUUAGAGACACAAAAGAUGGAGAAAGAAUACACCACAGCACUUGGUCUAGAGGAGUUCAAAGAAUGUAUCAAAAUGCCAUAUUUACCUGGAUUACCAUAUUACCAAAAAAGUGCAAGUUCAUCUCCACUGAAGGUUCACAAGAGGCAUGCUGAUCCUGAGAUGCCUGCACUCAGGACAAAGAAGAUAAAAGAGACAUGCACUGCUGUAUCACUUCAAGAGAAAUCAAAAGUGUCUUGCUUCAGUGAUCCUCUCUCUGGAGCAUCAUCUCAAUAUUUAAAGAGACUGUCAAAAAUGGCCAUGCUGGAGUAUGAUACCAUUCGUCAAGAAACAAUCAGAAAACCAAAAAAGGGCAAGAAACGAGAGCUACGAGAUUGCUGA
Condylura cristata (star-nosed mole) is the source of this 480-nucleotide messenger RNA. RefSeq names its product chromosome unknown open reading frame, human C8orf89 (gene CUNH8orf89). Lineage: Eukaryota; Metazoa; Chordata; Mammalia; Eulipotyphla; Talpidae. The coding region runs from base 1 to 480 and encodes 159 amino acids. The record is from RefSeq and is a predicted model, not a curated record. The transcript is spliced from 4 exons.